AUGUCCCAAGAGCAGACCUCUGCUGCUUCGACGCCAACUCCGACGGGUUCCGUGCCCUACUACCGAGUGCCACCAAACUUCGGCGGAACCUCAGAAGAAGACGUCGACGUGUGGCUCAAGAACUAUAAGCGGCCAUCGGUCAACGCAGCUGAUCCCGAUGAAUACCGGGGCGCACGGCAGUCUGGGUUCUCACAUCGCACACCACCCACUUACGGACGGCGUUUCCGCUCGCCUGGUUACCGUCAACGAACGUCGCUUGGCUACGGUGCCCCUGAAGAGCGGCACUACUAUUCCAUGCCUUCUGAGAGGAGUGGUUACACUGAGCAGCCGCCUGUAUCUCGACCACAUCCGGUGUGCUACAACUGUGGUGUCCCGGGUCACAUCGCACGUUUUUGCAACCACCGCAGUCCAUAUCAGCGACAGCCUUCUCAGCCUUUCGACCGUCCACUCUACACGCCACGGCCACCACGCGCACCAACCGGAUUCCGCUACCCCUCGCCGGCUUCUGAUCGAAGCUUGACGCCGCCACCAGCUCCACGAGCUCCGCGAUCACCGUCGCCACGGCGACGCACGCGGUCACCGCCGCCGGAAAACUAG
Rhipicephalus sanguineus (brown dog tick) is the source of this 597-nucleotide messenger RNA. RefSeq lists its product as uncharacterized. The transcript is spliced from 2 exons. The record is from RefSeq and is a predicted model, not a curated record. The coding region runs from base 1 to 597 and encodes 198 amino acids. Gene Ontology annotation, molecular function: nucleic acid binding; zinc ion binding. NCBI's taxonomy places the organism in Eukaryota, Metazoa, Arthropoda, Arachnida, Ixodida, Ixodidae.